CAUUCGGCUUUUGUCCGGCUACCCAGACACCGCGCUACCACCGCCGACGCCGGUACUUAGUCGGUAUCUCUAUAUAAAUGUGAAUUACGAAAGCUAUGUAUAGCUUAAAAACGAGAUUAAAAUAUAAUAUUCAUACAAUAAUAAUUUUAAAUUUGCGAGUUUAAAACGUUUUUAAACAUUUUAAAUAAAAAAAAUGACAUUAAUAAUCGUCGCAAUCGAAAUUAUCGUAAUUACAUAAGAUAUGAACCGUGUUGAUAGACAUCGAAUCGCUUAACAUGUACGGUUUUACUGCCUAUAAACUUCACACGGUUACUCCAAACCCAUGUCGGUCUUCCGAUACCGGGCGAAGGACAUCUGCAACCGUUCAUUUUAAUCCAAAAAUUCCAUUCAACAGUACCACGGAUCAUAUUUACAGAACAAAAGAUACUUUCAAAUCUUCAACAGUGGCUUCUUCUACGGCCACGUGUUACAGACGUGGUGCGCCAAGAUAUUCUUUAGUAGAUCAAAAUACAUCAUUUAGUCGUGGGUCAUUUCCAAACGAUUACAAUGAUGACGGCCUUGACGAUUAUUUAAGUCACAGGCGGUACUCAGCAGACGAAUGUAGCUUAGAUACAGGCCGAAAAUCUUUAACGUUUGACUUGUAUGAUAAGAAGCUCUCAGAAAGCAUACACGACGUACAAAAGAAAUUUCAUGAAAUCACUGUAUGCGAAAACACCACUGUUAAAGAGAUGACACCAGAAAUACCAGAUCCAAGAGUACGAACCCCACCGGAAUUAUCACGUGUAAAUACAGAUGACCCAGCCGAAUGUGUUAAGCAGAUGUUGAAAGCUGCUAGAGAUAUGGAGUUGGAAUCAGUUAUUAAUAUUUUAACAAGCCAUGAUGAAGAAUUUUUUAGAAAUAAUAUCAAUGACACUGAUUCUACAGGUCGAACGCUGUUGAGUUACAUGGCAUCGAGUGGCAGCGUCGAAAUAGUCGAAGAAAUAUUUAGAAUACCCGAUUUGAAUUAUAACAAACCGGACAAUGAGGAUAAUACACCAUUACAUUUUGCAUCGCAAGCAGGUCAAUCUGAAAUUGUGUGCCUAUUAUUGAACAACUGUCUAAAACUAGAGAUUGAUGCCAGAAACUGUUUGGGGUUCACACCACUAAUGAAGGCUGCUCUUCAAGGGCGCACGAAAUGCGCGAAAUUUCUACUGUACGCAGGCGCAUCGCCCACCAUGCGGGACACAGGUCGGGGCUUGCGAGCUGAACAGUGGGCCAGGUUUUGUGGCCGGUACAAUUGCGCGGACGCGAUCGAAAAAUUGGCCCGGAACCGACUUUUGGAACGGACCACGUCGUACGGCCGAUGGGGCAGCGACCCGGAGCUUGGCCCGCACAUGCUGAUCAACGGCCGGCUGAUGCAGCCACCGGCCGCGUCGGCGGUGGCCACACUUCAGCGUGCCGCCACGCAGCACCACCGCUCGAUCAAGUCUAAGCUGAAGCGGGCGUUUCGCACGUCGUCCAAUCCCGACUCGACCGGCAGCACCGCCAACCAGUAUUCGCUGGUGUCGCAGCUCACGGGCGCGGCUCUGUGCGCCAGCAGCCCCGCGUUGCCCGUGCACACCCGCGCGAAGCCCAUGGUCAAGUCGCUGCUCAGACCGUUGACCGUGCCCAAGGUGACCGUCACCGGACUGCAGGAACCGCUCCAGCACCAGCAAACGCCCGUCCCGCCGCCGUCCCCGAACUCCGAUUCCCGGAGCGGUAAAAAACAGAAGAACAAAAAACGAUGAUGAUAACCGACGAACGGGUUAUAAACGGUUUAUUAUAUUAUUAUUAUUAUCAUUAUUAUUAUUAUAUCGUUUUGAUCAUUUUCAUGCGGUACACUGUUGCUGCGGCAUACAAUAAAUUGUGAAUCGCCCAUUUUCUCAUAUAUAUUAUAAAUAUUAUGAUAUCAUGUGCAUGUAUGCUUAUGGUGACAGCUGAACAGUAGAUGUAUACAUGGCCGUGGCACCGGUCUUUUGACUUUUAUCAAAGUGAGAUAAACGCCCCGCAGAGCAUUUUUAAUCGAGUGGAUGUCCCGUGCAGACGGCACAUUGUAGGAAUUGGAUAUUUUGAUUUUCCGUUACGCGGCAAGGUUUCAAGCUCAAAAUGAACAAUAUAUUGUCAAUUAUCAUGAUAAAUAUGUAAGCGAUUUAAAAUCAGAUUGGCGCCACUGCACACCUAUAUAGUGUAAAACAACGAUUCGGUAUCAUAGGAAUAUUAUAAUAAUCGAGACGAUGUCAACGCACUGUUUAUUGUUGUUUUCUCUCUCUAACCCACGCAAAACGCGUACAAAACUCAUUCACGCAAAAUUAUUUUUUUUUUUAUGUUUUUUUAAUAAUCUUAAAGUAAAAUUAGUAAUUACCCGUCAUAAAAGUUGUAUAGAAAACAACAUUUAUGUGGGUAUGGAAUAUCGAAUUAUCUAAACAGUAUGUCUCGUUGUCUCAAAACAAUAUUUACCUAUUAUUCAUUUAAAUUUAAAAAAGUACAUUAUGAAAUCAAAUGAUAGUUAAAUUUAUAACCGAUAUCUAUAUCAAAAAAUUAAAAAUAUUAAAUUUUACUUUCAAAUUACCUGCUCAAAAAUCAUAACCAAAUUCUACGAUCUUACGUGAAUAAGUUUUACCUAUAUUGCGCGUAGAUAUAACUGAGAGAGAAAACAAUAAUAUUACACUUAAUACUUAAAUUAUCUUAAGGAGCUCUAUACAAUAUUUUGAAAUACUUGUCAUCUACAGAGUCCACAAAGUGGUCUUCACCAUAAAAUAUAAUAAUUAUGGGUCUUAAUCUCUCGGAGGAUUAAUAUGUGUCGUACCCACGUUUUUAAAUCUGAUCCCAAGUACGUUGUUUAUACAUAAUAUAUAAGUACUAAAACAGCAAUGGUUCAGUUCUUGCAUGAGACAUAACUUAUGGCUCCUAACUGGCUAUUUUAGACGAUUGUAUAUUUAGUUAAUACUUAUACAGAAUGUUGUUUUGUAAUUGUAUUAAAUGAUCUCGUGGCAUAUUAUCUGGA
Rhopalosiphum padi (bird cherry-oat aphid) is the source of this 3022-nucleotide messenger RNA. RefSeq lists its product as uncharacterized. Bases 276 to 1766 code for a protein of 496 amino acids. The record is from RefSeq and is a predicted model, not a curated record. Gene Ontology annotation, molecular function: protein binding. Lineage: Eukaryota; Metazoa; Arthropoda; Insecta; Hemiptera; Aphididae. The transcript is spliced from 8 exons.